AACCAAACGGAGGAUGGGAUGCGUAACGAGCUGGCAGCCCUGCAGGAAGACAAACACAACUAUGAGACCACGGCCAAAGAGUCCCUGAGGAGGGUCCUGCAGGAGAAGAUCGAGGUGGUCAGGAAGCUGUCAGAGGUCGAGGUGAGACCCGGGGCUGGGUGAAGUGUGUGUGUGUGGACGAUGAAUGAAUGAAUGUGUUGUCAUCUCACCUGUUGUUAUUCCAGAGAUCUCUGAGUAACACGGAGGAUGAGUGUACCCAUCUGAAGGAGAUGAAUGAGAGGAACCAGGAAGAGUUCAGAGAACUGGCUAAUAAGUACAACGGGGCCAUCAACGAGAUCAAGGACCUCACAGACAAGAUCAAGGUACAGUAGGUGAACGUGGUUGGUGAGGGGGGUGGAGACACAGGUUGGGGGAGGGGAGGGGGCACAGGUUGGAUAGGAGAGGGGGGGGGCACAGGUAGGAGAGGAGAGAGGGGGGGACACAGGUUGAAGAGGAGAGGGGGGGACACAGGUAGGAGAGGAGAGAGGGAGGGGGACACAGGUAGGAGAGGAGAGAGGGGGGGACACAGGUAGGAGAGGAGAGAGGGGGGGGGACACAGGUAGGAGAGGAGAGAGGGGGGGGGGGACACAGGUAGGAGAGGAGAGAGGGAGGGGGACACAGGUAGGAGAGGAGAGAGGGGGGGACACGGGUAGGAGAGGAGAGAGGGGGGGACACAGGUAGGAGAGGAGAGGGAGGGGGGACACAGGUAGGAGAGGAGAGAGGGGGGGACACGGGUAGGAGAGGAGAGAGGGGGGGACACAGGUAGGAGAGGAGAGGGGGGGGGGACAGGUAGGAGAGGAGAGGGGGGGGGACCACAGGUAGGAGAGGAGAGAGGGGGGGACACGGGUAGGAGAGGAGAAAGGGGGGGACAGGUAGGAGAGGAGAGGGGGGGGGGACAGGUAGGAGAGGAGAGGGGGGGGGGACAGGUAGGAGAGGAGAGAGGGGGGGGACACAGGUAGGAGAGGAGAGAGGGGGGGGGACACAGGUUGAAGAGGAGGGGGGGGACAGGUAGGAGAGGAGAGAGGGGGGGGACAGGUAGGAGAGGAGAGAGGGGAGGACAGGUAGGAGAGGAGAGAGGGGGGGGACCACAGGUUGAAGAGGAGGGGGGGGGGGGGGGACAGGUAGGAGAGGAGGGGGGGGGGGGGACACAGGUAGGAGAGGAGAGAGGGGGGGGGACACAGGUUGAAGAGGAGGAAGAAACUCAGUCACUUUAUUGUAGAGGCUUGAAGAUCAGUGACAUUUCUAUCUAAUGUCUGAGCACCAGCACACACAUCAGAUUCUCCAGAACACCCUUUAACAUGGCUUUAACAUGGCUUUAACAUGGCUUUAACAUGGCUUUAACAUGGCUUUAACAUGCCUUUAACAUGGCUUUAACAUGACCAAAUGUUCCUGUGUGUAGCUGGCAGAGGGCCGCCAGGAGGAGCUGACUCAGAAGGGUCAGCUGGAGAAGAAGGAGCUGCAGCUUUGCAUUGAGGAGAUGGAGGAGAAGGAACAGACUCUACAGGCUCGUAUUGAGGCCCUGCAGGCUGAUAACGACUUCACUAACGAGCGCCUCACUGCCCUGCAA
This is a messenger RNA of Coregonus sp. 'balchen', 1606 nucleotides long. The record is from the annotation of a GenBank genome assembly. Lineage: Eukaryota; Metazoa; Chordata; Actinopteri; Salmoniformes; Salmonidae.